Chelonoidis abingdonii (Abingdon island giant tortoise) is the source of this 2781-nucleotide messenger RNA. Lineage: Eukaryota; Metazoa; Chordata; Testudines; Testudinidae. The record is from RefSeq and is a predicted model, not a curated record.
AUGUUGAAGGAGGAAGAAAGUCAAGAACAGAGCAGUGAGAUAAAGGAAAACAUGGCAUCCAGAACAGAAUACUAUCUUGAAUCACUCAUAACUGAUGCUUUUAAGGGAAAGGGAUUUCAGAAAAUAAAUGAACUGUUUGAAGAAAAAGAAAUUUACCCUCCUCAAAAAUACAGCAAACAAUUGUUUAACCAACUUGACAAAGUGCUGAAAAAGGAGUUGGACAAGAAUGAAUUCCAAAAUGUUUCCCUGUUGUUGAAAUGCAUUCAGCUGUACUUUAAAAGUGAUCCUCAAGAAGGGGCAAGCUUGCUUAUUCAGCAAGGACUGAUACCAAAGAUGGUAUCUUGGUUUGAAAGAGCAAGAGAAUUUUUGAUUCUCAUAGAGCCAGAACAGAAUAAAUCUCUGCUGAGACUUGUGGAAGAUUUCUUUGACUCUGCAUUGGUUAUUUGCAAAUGCAACAGUGAAGGAAAGAAACAGUUGCUGGAUUCAUUCUUACCUGACCUAGGACAGCUAGUGACUGAAACAAAUGUUGGCUGUGCACUUCGGCAGGAGGCUUUGAGGACUCUGAACUCUAUGCUGGACAGUGUACCACGAGAAGAGAGAAGAAAAUUUCCUAUGUCUGAAGAAAUGUGUUCGCUUACGAAAGAUCUGGCAAAAACAAUUCUGGAGGUUGGUGAUUAUGACCUUCAGGUUGCUCUUUCGGAAGCACUAUGUAGACUGAUAACAAAAAAAUGGAGGGAUGACCUUGUUCACAACUGGUUUGAAGAUGAUUAUCUUGCUGAAGCUUUCAAAGAGAUAAAGGAUAGAGAAUUUGAGACGGACUGCAAAAUUCUCAAUCAACUAAAUGAUAGACUUGGGGAUAAAAAAAGAGUUUAUUCAUUUCCCUGCAUAUCUGCUUUUGCUGACAUGGAGGAGGUGAAGAAGCCAUCAGAUGAGAAAUUGGAGGAGUUUUGGAUUGACUUCAAUGCUGGUAGUCAGAGCGUGUCUUUCUACAUAGACAGCGCUGAGGGUACUCUUUGGGACUCAGUGAGGCUGCCAACGGAAGUGGUCAGUAGUUACAGUCUGAGAGAAGAUAAUGGAGAAAAGAUAGUUAAAAUAUACAUGAAGAACCCUACUAUGAUCAAUUGCAAAGAAGUAACAAAAAUCAAAAUUCACUUCAAUACCAAAUUUGAUAUUUUAAAUACACUCUACGAAGUUUUGGGAAAAGACAAAAUGAUGAUCAAGACCGAUAACGAGGAUCUCAUCAGCACCGAGGAACAAACAAAGCAAAAUGGAACACUAAUAACUAAUGAAUCCAGCUACUUACAGUGGAAGAAAGAUUCUACAAACAUUGAAAAAACAGACUCUUUAUCUGACAUCCUGACAUCUCAAUAUAGUGAUCAAUCACAUAAAACUAGUUCUGGUAUCACUACGAGCAUGGGAAGCCAACAGACUGAAACCGAAGAUGCUAAGCUAAGCCAAGAGUGUGAAGCUGCAGUUUCCCAAAUUCUUUCAGCAAAAAAGUCUAAAACUCCGUCACCUAAACUGAAUGAUAAAACCAGUGAGCCACCCGCAGAAGAACAGCCAGAUAUACAGGUUGUAGAAGAACAUUCCCCAGAGGUCAUUGAAUGGGAGAAGAAAAAUAGAAGAACAAGCUUGGGCAAAGAAAUAAUAGAAGCAAAGAUGAAUUCCUAUGACUUUGAAAAUUCCUCUGACUCUCUGAAUUAUGAGAAGGUUACUGAAGCAAAACAAAAAAUUCUUGGCCAGAAGGUUUCUUUACAAAACCAGAGGAAACAUCUUUUCUCCGAAAGUAAUUGGGACACUGCAAGCAAUAGUCAGAGUGAAAAGAGCUGGAUCCUUGAUUCUCAGAAAAAAUCACUACCAAAAACCCUAGAUUAUACCCGAAGAAGGCCAAGGGUCAGGAGUAAAUUAAAAGUGUUGCCGUUAUCAUCUGCAAGUAGUGGCAGUGAUUACCACACAAAGAAAGUAAGAUGCUAUGUUAAAGCACUUCUUUCAGAUGAUUUGGAAGCAGACGAUCUGACACUACCAUUAAGUGCAUCUUCCCAUGAGUAUUCUGAUGCUGGAGAGAAGAAGAAAUAUGUGGAGGUAUCCAGUAAAUUACCAGGAAAAGAUAAAGUCUCCAAAUUUAAACGAAAAGGUUCAGAUCUGUCACCUGGUGGGGUCGUUAAAAAGCCUAAACUUUCAAGAUGGGAAAUGGGUCAGCCAUCUCCUGGCAUUUCACCUGAGCCAAGAAAACUUUUUGAUUCAAUAGAGAAGAAAAAGGAGAUUCAAACAGGUGGGGAAUUGGAUGAAUCAGAUGACAUCUUUGUCUCCAAGAUACUGCAUGAGGACGUCAGUGAUUCUGGUGUCAUUGCUGCCUUUGAAAGCUUUACCAGCCAACUAACAAAAACUUUCUGGUCUAGGUACAAAAGAAUGGAGAUUUGUGCAAAGAAUGCUUUGAAGACAUCUGAAGAACGUGUGUCAGCUUUAUUAAAUCAGAUACAUCAAUGCAGACUGAAUAAAUUGGAGAACUUCCACAAGGUUGUUGUCCAAGAACUUGCCAAUCUUGAGAAGGAUGCUCAAAUUUUAUCCAUCCUUGAGAAGGACACAGUGGACUUUUGGAAUAAACAGUCCAUCAAACUGAGCUCUUUCUGUAAUCAUCAAAAGCAAAGGAUUCAGUCUAUGGAUUCAGUAUUGGAAGAAACUACAAGGAGUUUUAAAGAUACACUACAAAAUACAAAGUAUGAACAUCCACAGGAGAAAGUGGAAGAAAAUAGUAAGGUGUUCGUUGUUGCUUCUGAUUAA